UGUUUUAUGACUGACAUGCUUGAGGGAGGAGCCUCACCGACCCAAGAUGGCGACGGCGCUCGCGCUCCGUUCCAGUGAACGGGGCAGUAGAAGAUAUACCCUGUAUAUAUUUGGAUGUCGCUGAUGUUCCUUUUUUUUUACGAGAAAAGAAGCUAAAACAAAACAAAAAAAUCUAUAAGAAAGAAAAAAAAAACGUUUAACGCGGGGGAACGACAAGACAUUAUUUGACUUACUGUCACAUUUUAUUUUUAUUUUAAAUCUUCCACCCUUAUUGGCUAUAACUGUGAGCUCCAGCUUUGAACGAAGGAUUGCGUAAAACUCAAUAUUCUCACAGCAGUUGUAGCGUCAAAACGGAACAGAAACUGGCCUUAUUGUUGGUAAUUGGAAUCAGCAGCAUGAUGCGCAUCGCUUCCCCCGCAUCCGGAACAUCCUAUAGAGAUGGAGCUGCGUCCAGCAUCGCUGGUAUGCAAGUUGAUGCCAUGGAAAGCUGAAGCUGGAAAUACUGUCCAAGAAAUUCAGGAAAAAUCUACAUUGAAGUUUGGACUGCACAUUGAACAGAAAUGCAUAAUUGUUGACGAACAAUGAAGAUUAGCAUUGAUUCCCAACUCUGAUGAGCCAUAGCAUUAUUUAGUCUGUACUUGUGACAGAGCAUUAUUGAUUGCAGUGAGCUAAUAGAACAGGGAUGGUGUGACACAGGAACACAUCUCUCCAGUGCUGUUUGAAAAGCAGACACGAUUGUGCAUUCUAAGAGGAAAAAAUAACAUUACGAAGAACAAAAAGGAAUAAUUGUCCAAAAUUAUUUUUAGCCUUAAUCCAUUUCUGCUCGACAAGAUACUUUACUAUUGGAUAAGAAAGACAGAAGAUUUGGUUCUGCGUUUUUGCCAUGCCUCGCAAUCAAGCUUUUUCUGAACCAGAGUACUCUGUGGAGUAUUCGGCAGACUGCUCUGUGACAUUGCCCUCUGACCCUGGACAGGCUGUUGGAAGAACACACGAUGUUACAGUUCGAAAUUCUGGAUCCUGCCUCUGCUUGCCCCGGUUUAUGCGCCUCACAUUUGCUCCUGAGUCGUUGGAGAAUCUCUAUCAGACCUACUUCAGAAGGCAGAGACAUGAGACCCUUUUGGUGCUUGUUGUGUUUGCUGCCCUUUUUGAUAGUUACAUCCUCAUAAUGUGUGCAGUGGUUUAUACCUCUGAAAAGUUUGCUUCCAUUUCAGUGGCAUCUGUGGGAUUGGCAGGACAUAUUAUUCUCUACCUGCUGUGCCGCUUUGGACUGUUACCAGAGCGGAUCUCAAGACGUUUUGUGCCCUAUUCCCUCUGGGUUCUGAUAGCUGCACAGAUAUUUUGCCACUUGGGACUCAACUAUGCUCGUUUCCACCAAGCCAGUGACACAGUGGGCUGGCAGGCUUUUUUUAGCUUUUCUUCUUUCCUCACUCUGCCUUUGAGACUGGCACCCAUUGUACUCAUCACUGCUGUUUCCUGUGGAGUCCACACUCUAGUUCUUGGAGUCACCAUCGCUCAGCAGCAGCAGGAGAACAUCCAGGGAUCUGUACUUGCCAGACAGCUGCUGGCGAACAUUGUGAUCUAUAUUUGUGCCAUCACUGUGGGUGUCACCUCAUAUUACAUGGCUGACCGGAAGCAUAGAAAAGCUUUCCUGGAGGCAAGGCAAUCAUUGGAGGUGAAACUUAACCUGGAGGAGCAAAGCCAGCAACAGGAACGUCUCCUGCUGUCCAUUCUUCCAAAGCAUAUAGCUGAUGAGAUGCUUCAGGAUAUGAAGAAGGAGCCCAGUCAAAAAGAAAUGCAACAGUUCAACACCAUGUACAUGUACAGGCAUGAAAAUGUCAGUAUUUUGUUUGCAGACAUUGUGGGUUUUACCCAGCUGUCGUCAUCUUGCAGUGCCCAAGAGCUGGUGAAACUUCUCAAUGAGCUCUUUGCUCGCUUUGACAAGUUGGCUUCAAAAUACCAUCAACUGAGAAUCAAGAUCCUGGGAGACUGCUAUUACUGUAUCUGUGGACUUCCAGACUACAGGGAGGACCAUGCUGCCUGUUCCAUCAGAAUGGGCCUUGCAAUGGUGGAUGCAAUUUCGUAUGUCCGAGAGAAAACCCGGACUAAUGUUGACAUGAGGGUUGGAGUGCACAGUGGAACAGUACUUGGUGGAGUCCUGGGACAGAAGCGUUGGCAGUAUGAUGUUUGGUCAACAGAUGUCACAGUAGCCAACAAAAUGGAAGCUGGAGGCAUUCCUGGUCGUGUUCACAUCUCACGGAGUACUAUGGAGUGUCUUCAUGGAGAGUUCGAUGUGGAGCCAGGAAAUGGAGGUGAUCGCUGUGACUACUUGAGGGAGAGAGGUAUUGAGACCUACCUUGUGGCUAUUCCUAAAGGUCCUCUAAAGAAACAUGGAAUCAGUCCUGUGAAGCUCUCCGUUACCUCUCCCAAUGGAAAUUCCCCACCAUUAAUCAACACAACAGACUGUAAUGGAAGUGUGGAGGGUACCAGAAACACACCUGAGGAACCAGAAGAGUUGGACACAAGGGUAGUAAAUCCAUCCUUCCCUAAUCCACGGCGAAGGCUUCGGCUGCGGGACCUGGCUGAAAAGGUGAUUGAUGCUCAGGAGAAUGAGCAAGAACUCAACAAACUGCUUAACGAGGCACUAUUGGAGAGAGAGACUGUUCAAGCUCUGAAGGGAAAACGCACAAACAAGCUCUCCUUGAGGUUUCUAGAUCCUGAUCUAGAGGUUCGUUUCUCUGUUGAGAAGGAGAAGCAGAGUGGUGCCGCCUUCUGUUGCUCCUGUGUAGUUCUUCUCUUUACUACAGUGAUGGAGGCCCUCAUAGAGCCCAAGCUGUUUAUAAACUACAUCACCUUCGCAGUGGGAGAGAUUUUGCUGCUUAUCCUGACAAGCUGCUCUCUUGCUGCUAUCCUUCCUGGAGUGUUUCCCAAAAGGUUGGUGUCUUUCUCAACCUGGAUUGAUCACACACGUUGGGCUCGAAAUACCUGGGCUAUGGCAGCUAUUUUCAUCUUGACCGUUGCCAACCUUCUAGAUAUGCUCAGUUGUAUACCUCAAGUCACAGAUUCAGGCAGCACAACAGCGGCUCCAUUUUCUUCCUCAUCUUCACAGUCUAGCCUUGGAGGGUGCCUGAACAAUCCUAAAUAUUACAGCUUUGUUGCCGUGCUUGCACUUAUAGCCACAACCAUGCUCGUUCAGGUCAGUCACAUGGUCAAACUUACACUGAUGAUUCUCAUAACUGCAACGACUGGCAUCGUUAACAUCUACAGUUGGAAAGACAUCUUUGACCGCUAUGACACAGUCCGCUUCCAAGAAUACAGCUCUGACAUGGUUCCCUCCAAGUUCACAAUGACAGUUAUGAUAUUCGUUAUGAUGAUCAGCUUCUAUUACUUCUCCAGACAUGUGGAGAAGCUUGCUCGGACACUUUUCCUAUGGAAGAUAGAAGUCCAUGAGCAGAAGGAGAAAGUAUAUGAAAUGAGACGUUGGAAUGAAGCACUUGUAACAAAUAUGUUACCUGAACAUGUGGCUCGACACUUCCUUGGUUCAAAGAAAAGGGAUGAGGAGUUGUACAGCCAGUCAUACGAUGAGAUUGGUGUCAUGUUUGCCUCAAUUCCCAACUUCUCUGACUUUUACACAGAGGAGAGCAUCAAUAAUGGUGGCAUUGAAUGCCUUCGGUUUCUCAAUGAGAUCAUCUCAGACUUUGAUAGUCUGCUUGAUGAGCCGAAAUUUCGCUACAUCACAAAAAUCAAGACAAUUGGGAGCACCUACAUGGCAGCAUCAGGUGUCACCUCUGAUAUAAAUGAUGGUUACAUCUGCAUGAAGAGGGAAGAGCAGUCUCACAAAGAGCGUUGGCAGCACCUAGCUGACUUGGCAGACUUUGCUCUGGCCAUGAAGGUGACCCUAAUGAACAUCAACUACCAGUCAUUCAACAACUUCAUGUUACGUAUCGGUCUGAACAAAGGAGGGGUGCUAGCUGGAGUCAUUGGUGCCCGGAAACCCCACUAUGACAUAUGGGGAAACACUGUCAAUGUGGCGAGUCGUAUGGAGUCCACAGGGGUGAUGGGAAACAUCCAGGUAGUGGAGGACUGCUACGAUAUUUUAAAGGAGUAUGGCUUCCGCUUUGUGAGAAGAGGACCUAUCUUUGUGAAGGGAAAAGGGGAAUUGCUCACUUUUUUUCUUAAAGGAAGAGAAAAACAGGGCUCAUUUAUUAAUGCUUCAUCUGUCACUCUACCACACCAAGUGGUAGAUGGUUAAAGUUCUCACUUAAGACAAACACUCCCUGUUCCCAUCGUUUGGAUAUUUAAAUGCUGCAAUGUGCAGGAAAAAAAGUUUAAGAAGAAAAAGUAGUUAGGUUUUAAUGUACAUUGAAGCAUAGAAAUUCCUAAAUUGUUCUUUUGUAUGUAUCUCAUUACUGAAUUGGGUUGUUUACUUUGAAAAUACUGCAAAAUAGAUAGCCAGAUAAUGUUUUGUGUUGAAUGAAUCUAAAAUUGAGAGACAUUUUUUCAUAGCAAUAUUAAACAGAAAAUAGGUUUCUGUUAUGUUUAUAGUUUAAGGAAAUUUUUCAGCACACUGUUUCAAACUACUUUUUAUUAUCUCUAACCUUUUGUUUUUUUAGGGUUAUUAUGAUUAAUGGAGUAUUAACACAUACACACAUACGUUUUUGCUGCGUUAGACCAGAGGUACCUUAUAUUUUCCCAGUAUUCAAUCUUAUACAAAUGGUUGAUCUGUAGACAUAAUGGUGCAUUUAAUGUUUAAAUGUUUAGAUUGGUAGAGAAAUUUGCUUUCAGUUCUUGUAAUUAAAGCAGUGAACAUGUUUAAAACAGUCUACAUGAGGACUUGGACAUUUUUUUUUAUAUAUUGCUCAGGUCAGUGAUGAGCUAUAAGUCAUGUGUUUUUGUAGAUAGAAUCCUAGCUGGUUUUUUUUAAUGCGUCAUGGACAAUUUCUCUGUGGAUCUAUUUGAAUUAUGAAAAAUAACAAAGUCAAAGAGCAUACAGGAAUAUGUAGUUGUGCUAAAAAGGUGUACGUGGGAAACAUGACCUAUAAACCUGUAUAAGUUAAUCCACCAAUAUUAAGGAAAAUCUGCCUGUGUUUAAAAAAACUUUUGUGAAGUUAAUAAAAUAUUGUGAUUAUCUAAGGGCUGAAA
Messenger RNA from Cyprinodon tularosa, 5139 nucleotides. It is a transcript of the gene adcy3a, whose product is annotated as adenylate cyclase 3a. The transcript has 21 exons. Gene Ontology annotation, biological process: intracellular signal transduction; cAMP biosynthetic process; adenylate cyclase-activating G protein-coupled receptor signaling pathway. NCBI's taxonomy places the organism in Eukaryota, Metazoa, Chordata, Actinopteri, Cyprinodontiformes, Cyprinodontidae. Gene Ontology annotation, molecular function: adenylate cyclase activity. The record is from RefSeq and is a predicted model, not a curated record. Gene Ontology annotation, cellular component: plasma membrane. Bases 884 to 4249 code for a protein of 1121 amino acids.